Lodderomyces elongisporus is the source of this 1647-nucleotide messenger RNA. It is a transcript of the gene BFR2, whose product is annotated as rRNA-processing protein. Gene Ontology annotation, cellular component: nucleolus; nucleus. Bases 1 to 1647 code for a protein of 548 amino acids. Gene Ontology annotation, biological process: maturation of SSU-rRNA from tricistronic rRNA transcript (SSU-rRNA, 5.8S rRNA, LSU-rRNA). The transcript has a single exon. The record is from RefSeq and is a predicted model, not a curated record. Lineage: Eukaryota; Fungi; Ascomycota; Pichiomycetes; Serinales; Debaryomycetaceae.
AUGGCCAAAAAGACAUUAGCAGACGAGAUCUCAAGCUUGUACAAGCCCAAAGAAGAAUAUGAUGUAGAGGAUUUUGACUCGGGAAGACCAGCCAGUGAUCUUUUCCAACACGAUGACGCUGCAGGAGAAGAUAGUUCUGAAGACGUUUCCGAUGAGGAGUUAAAGAAACAACAUUAUGUUUCGUCAACAAAAUCGAAAUUGAGAGGUCAGCAAGGGUUAAAUUUGGGAAAGAUGUACACAGGAGACGUUGUUUCCAGAGAGGAUUUAUACCGCGAUGACGAAGAAGAAGAGGAAGAAGAAGAAGAAGAGGAAGAAGAAGAAGAGAGGGAGGAUGAUGAUGAUGAUGAAAAGGAGGAGGAGGAGGAGGAGGAGGAGGAGGAGGACAAUUUUGAGGCGUUUUCUUCAGAUGAACAGGAGUCUGAGAUCGAUUCUGAGCUGGCGUCAGAUGAGGACACCAACAACAGGCGUUUGUCCAAACCUAGUAAUCCGACAACCCCAAAGAGUGAUUUAAUCAAGAAAAUCAUGAAGGACGAACGAACACAUCUUAUCAAUAGGUUAUCACAAUCUGCAGUCAAUGACUCUCUCAAAGGGUUUGCUGUACAACAACAACACAAGACGUAUGAGAAAUUAAUCGAUGUGCGAAUAAAAUUCCAGAAAGCUGUUGGUGCGGCAAACAAACUACCUAUUGACUCGGCAUCGUUUGACAAAUACAAGUCAGAUGAGUCUGCCGAAUUGCUCAAGGACACAAAAGGCCAGCUCUACGAGCUUUUGAAAAGUCUAUUCAAACUCAGAUCUCAAUUGGACAACAACAACAGCAACAACAACAACAGCAACAACAAAGCAACUGAUAUCAAAGCACCUAAGAAGAGAACAUUCCUGGAAUAUGCUAAAACAACGGCUAAUGCCGACAAGAAACUUCAAGCUGAUAGAAGUUCCAUUUUAAACAAAUGGUCAAUGAAAGUACAAAACUCUUCCGGUGGAACGGCAAUCAAUGCCAACAAGUUUAAGGCCAUCAAUCAGUCCUUUGAACAACAAGUUCAGAACAACUUAUCUGAUAUGGAAAGGUUGGUGAAACGAACAAGAUUAAAUAGAAGGCAAAUUAUGCCAAUUGGUUACACUCCUUCGUUGGACUUGGAAACCUCACAAUCCAACGGCACUCGUCCUGAUGCUAACCUUGAUGACGAUUCCAUUAUCCCAGAAGAGCCUUUACGUAAAAAAUCACAAGGUCAAGAGAUUCCUUAUAUAUUUGACGAUGAGGACUUUUACCGUGUCUUACUUAAUGACUUGGUUGAUCGUAAAGUGCAAACAGCCGACCCAACGUCAAACAUCACCAUUGUUAGAUCUGCCCAAAGAGCAAAUAAACUACUGAAUAAUGUAGAUACAAAGGCGUCAAAGGGAAGAAAAUUGAGAUUCCAUGUGCAAGAACAGAUUGCCAAUUUUGAAACCUCUACAGGUGGCUGGAAAUGGAACGACGACCAGAUUGACGAGUUCUUUGCUUCAUUAUUAGGACAAAAGGUUAAUAUGAAAGAAGAUGAGGAUGAUGAGGAUGAUGAUGAAGAGAAUGGAGAAAGUAAAGAAGAAGAUGCUAACAAUGGCUCUGAAGAAAUAUCGUUGGCCAAUGGCGAUGGUAUCAGACUUUUCGGUUAA